CUUCAAAUAAGUAGUAACACACUUUGUUUCUCUCUCUCUCUCUCUGCUCUCUCUACAUAUACUCGGAGCUUACUUAUGCACUUGCCUUUGCCUGCCUGACUUCGUCUAUAUAUCCUCCGAUCGAGCAGCUAACUAUUUCAUUCCCCUGCUGCUUGCGAGCCCUGGAGCCGUGUCUUGCAGGCUGAGCUGCUGUCUGACAGAAGAUCGGUCUGAUUGAAUUGAGCAUAGAUGGCGGAGGAGGCGAAGAAGGUGGAGGUGGAGGUGGAGGCGACCAAGGACAUCGCCGAGGAGAAGGCGGUGGUGCCGCUGCCCCCGCCGCCGGCCAAGCACGACAAGCUGGCCGCCGACGACUCCAAGGCCAUCGUUGCUGUCAAGGAUGCUGCUGAGAAACCUGCAACAGGAGGUUCAACUGAAAGAGAUGCUUGUCUCGAGAAAAUUGUAUCCGAGAAGAGAUUGACACUGAUCAGCGCCUGGGAGGAGAGCGAGAAGGCUAGAGCCGAGAACAGGGCCGCCAAGAACCUGGCCUACAUCACUUCCUGGGAGAGCGCAAAGAAAGCUGAGAUAGAGGCCGAGCUUAAAAAGAUCGAGGAGCAAUUGGAGAAGAAGAAGGCAGCGUACGAAGAGAAGCUGAAGAACCAGCUGGCGAUGCUCCACAAGUCGGCGGAGGAGAAGAGGGCGUUGACCGAAGCGAAGCGAGGGGAGGAGAUUGUCAUGGCGGAGGAGAUGGCCGCCAAGUACCGCGCCAAGGGCGAGGCUCCCACGAAGCUCUUCGGGUUCUUGAAAGCAUGAGAAAUGAUAAGGCACCCACGAUCUCUGAAGAAUAUACAUAUGUCGGGAUGGCUACUUUCAGAUUUUGUGAAUGGCAUGUUUAUGGUGUGCGCAUUUGUACGUAUUCCCAGGCCAUUUGUUGUGUAUUAAUUUUGUUGUUGGAAGGUUUGAUAUUUGGUGCAGUUUGUAAAGGAAUUGUGUAUUAGCAUAAGAGUGCAGCUCUGAUGUGUAUACCUUUAUUCUUUCUUUUCAUGAAAGUUUUGUCUGUACAAACUGGUUAUGCUUUUAAAACUGGCAGUUUUACUCGUCCA
Molecule: messenger RNA, 1079 nt
Organism: Phragmites australis (common reed)
Lineage: Eukaryota; Viridiplantae; Streptophyta; Magnoliopsida; Poales; Poaceae
Product: remorin-like
Exons: 5
Coding region: 229-789 (186 amino acids)
Source: RefSeq, a predicted model, not a curated record